CGACUUUGAAGUCGCCAUAUUUACUGAUUAAAUAAUGGCACAUGCCGCUAGGUAAAAAAUCAAAAUUUUAAAAAUACAGUUUUUUAUUUGUGACACUGUUUUUAAUUGAUUAAAAAUGUCCUCUAUUAUUGUUGCUAGAGCUCUUGCUCCAGCCGUACAUCGCAGCUUAAAAGUAUUGCUAUUGAACGCAACGUUGAAAAAAUGCAACAACUACUCCAAAAUAAUACAAAGUGGUUUGCCAGCGUACAGUCAAAGGCGGUUUUACGCGGAAAAAAAGGUUUUUGAACGUACUAAACCCCAUUGCAAUGUAGGCACUAUUGGGCAUGUAGAUCACGGCAAAACAACCUUAACAGCUGCAAUUACAAAAGUUUUAUCUGACGCUAAGUUAGCUGAAGCUAAAAAGUAUCAGGAUAUUGAUAAUGCACCUGAGGAGAAAGCCAGGGGUAUUACAAUUAAUGUAGCUCAUAUUGAGUACCAAACAGAGAACAGGCAUUAUGGACACACUGACUGUCCUGGGCAUGCCGAUUACAUUAAAAACAUGAUUACAGGUGCCGCCCAAAUGGACGGGGCUAUAAUGGUUGUAGCCGCAACCGAUGGGGUUAUGCCGCAAACCCGCGAACAUUUACUGUUAGCGAAACAAAUCGGUGUAAAACACAUCGUGGUAUUCAUCAACAAAGUUGACGCCGCCGAUAAGGAAAUGGUCGAACUUGUGGAAAUGGAAAUUAGGGAGUUGUUAACCGAGAUGGGUUUCGACGGGGAAAACAUCCCAAUAAUCGCCGGGUCGGCUCUGUGCGCCCUCGAAGGCAAAAACCCCGAAAUCGGCCAAGAUGCAGUACUGAAUUUACUAAAAGAAGUCGAUGCCUACAUCCCGACGCCCGAGAGAGAAUUGGACAAACCGUUUUUGCUUCCUGUUGAGCACACAUAUUCAAUCCCUGGGCGUGGUACGGUCGUGACGGGGCGUUUGGAGCGGGGCGUCGUCAAAAAGGGGGCCGAAUGCGAGUUUGUGGGGUACAAUAAGGUUAUCAAGAGCACGGUUACGGGUAUCGAGAUGUUCCAUCAAAUUCUCGAAGAGGCGCAGGCGGGAGAUCAACUUGGCGCUUUGGUGAGAGGAAUUAAAAGGGAUGAUGUUAAAAGAGGAAUGGUAAUGGCAAAACCUGGUACAGUAAAAAGUUACGACAACAUUGAAACUCAAGUGUAUAUUUUAAGUAAAGAAGAGGGUGGAAAAUCAAAACCUCUCACGUCUUUCAUCCAAUUGCAAAUGUUCUGCAGAACGUGGGAUUGCGCAGUUCAAGUUGUAGUCCCUGACAAAGAAAUGGUUAUGCCUGGAGAAGAUUCUAAGUUGGUAUUAAGAAUGAUGAGACCAAUGGUGCUGGAAAAAGGACAAAGGUUUACACUCAGAGAUGGUUCCCAAACUCUAGGCACUGGUGUUGUAACAAAGACACUUCCAAUGUUAUCAGAAGAUGACAGAUUAUCUUUGACAGAAGGCAAAAAGGCCAGAGAGAAGAAGGCACAGAAUGAAAAAUAAACGCAUUUUUAGUUAAUUAAACAAUUUUCAUACGUGAUAAAAAUGUAAUUAUUUAUUGUAAGGCAAUCCAAAAUCUAGUUAUUUGUCUAUGUUAUUUUGUUGGUAGAUGAGUCAACAGUUCAUAUUCAUAUUUUUAAGACUUUAUUUUACAGUGUUUCUGUACGAUUUUUUUAUGUUACUUUUUGUUUGAGUUUAUUAAAGACUACUACUUAC
Brassicogethes aeneus is the source of this 1738-nucleotide messenger RNA. Lineage: Eukaryota; Metazoa; Arthropoda; Insecta; Coleoptera; Nitidulidae. The record is from the annotation of a GenBank genome assembly.